AAAGGAUACCAUCCAGAGCUCAGGCUCGUAACAGUGAAAAGACCCAAAAAAAGCCACCAAAAAAUUGGAACAAGCGAUUUAUUUAAUAAAAAUUGUUCACUUGCGAUUAAUUCAUAUAUUAAUAAAAUACUGUCUUAAUACAUAUUUUAUAAAUUAAAGAAGAUAUUAUGUAUUUUGUUCAGAUGAUUAUUGCCUAGGAACAUUUUCUGGGUUUAGUGAAGUAGUCCUGUGGAUGUUUUUAGGAACAGUUUGAAAAAGCGUUUGAAUUCAAAUUGUUCGAAGUAUCGUUAAAACCGUCAGUGACUGCUACGCAUCUGUCAUUAAUAAUAAAAGAAAUUAAUUACUUUUUAGUUGAAGAUAAUGUUCUUUCAAAUUAAUGUUACACCAAAAAGUAAAAAGGAUACAAAGUCUUUUGACAGGAGCACUAAUGACUUACAUUUUACUCUAGUAUUGGGACCAUUUCAACCUCAAACGAGGAUAACAAUGGAAACUUUUGUAAACACAACUGUACAAUGUUAUUUGACUAUAAAAAAUAUAAGUAAUAAAGCCUUAACUAUAACAGUUACAAAGAAGCCUGAUGAAGAUCGGUACAUAGACUUAGAUAUAUCUCACGCAACAGUCCAAAGUAAUAGCAAUACUGUAAUAUCUAUCAAAUGGUCUCCUAAGAAAGUUGGUUGUUGGCGAGAUGUAUUACAAUUUACAGAUAGUCGGAGAAUUAAAUAUGAUGUAGCAAUUAUAACUACUGCUAAAAAUUCUACAACAAAAUGUAAUAAACAACAGCCUUUGAUACCUCUAUCAUCAAGACAAUUAACAAAUAGAAGUAGAAAAACAUAUGAAGAAAAUAGUGUAUUCAGAAAUAAGACUACAUACCAAGAAAGCUUUUCAAGCUUUGAUAAGCAAAUACAAAAGGACGUAUCAAAAUUGCAAAAUAUUCAAGAUGAAGAGAAUAUUGCAAAUAUGUGUAUGAAUUUUAAACAUACAACAGAAUCUUUUAAAAAAGAAUGUGAUAAUGUUUUUCCAAAGAAGAAAUCUGAUGAGUUUUUAAAAUUUAUUGAUUCUAGUGCUUUUAAUUUAACUGUUGUAAAUACAGAUCAAAAACUUUCUAAUAACAAAAAAGAGUUCGUAAAUCAGAUGCAAAGCAUUCCUUCCACUAUUUUAGAAGAUAUAGAAAUACGUAGAGAAACAUAUGUGAAGGAAACUGUACAUUCCAAAAAUAUUUCUAUUACAGAUAGAAAAGAGAUAUAUGAAGAUUCACUAUCCCCACAAGUUCUAAAUAAUUCAUCAGAAUUUUCAAUCUUGAUGAAUAAUCUUGCCUUAGAACCUACUAAUGUAUUAGAAACUUUAUCAAAUCAGCGCAGAACCUCAACAAAGGAUACAUCCGUUUGUAAUAAUUAUACAGAUAAUUAUGUAGAAACAAUGUCUGUACAAACUGACGGAAAUGGAACAUAUAAUCUAAGUCCCAUGCUAUCAAUUAAUAGCAUAUCAAAUCAAAAUCUAAAUAAUAUGUCAAAUAGAUCAUUAGAUUUAUCUAUUGGAACACAAAAUCUAGAAUUAUGGCAAGCAAAACAAUUAUCUGAAAAUUUUAAUAGUUUGUCGCCAAUUAAAUCUUUGAGAAAUGAAUGGGCUAAUACUCCCUGUACAGGAGUCUUACCUUCAUCUUCGCCAAUUCCAAGUACUUCAAAUUUUAAUACAAAGCAAUAUUCUACAAAAUAUAAAGAUCAAGCGACUGUAAAAGAUGUCUUAGAAGCAGACCUAUGGGUCAAAGGUAAUAAUAACCAUAAAACAAAGAUGCAAAUACGUAGAAAUAUUGAUUUUGGAACAACCGUUCAGGAAAGAUUUAUAAAUACAUCGGAAAAUGUAACAUUAAACAAAACACAAACCUUUGAUACAGAAAAAUCAUCAGGAAUUUGUAUAGAAAUAUCACCUCCUAAACGAUAUUUUCAUGCUAAGACAUUAUCACGUAAGAUAUCACCAAAGAAAUAUGGACAACAUGGAAAGGAAAAAUUUAUGCAUAAGAGAAUUAUUAAAAAAAAAGUUUACUCAAAUACUCCCGCUAAGAAAAAUGUAAAUGUAUCAAUACCAGGAGUUAGAAUCAGUAAACUAUCAUUGGCAAAUGUGAUAAAGAAAAAAAAUCUUGAUAUAGCGUCGAAUCAAUCUGAAGAGAAUAAUUUUAAACUUCAAGAUACAGAUAAUUUAUUUACUAAAUUUUGUAAUCCUGAUCCAUUUGCAGCAUGUGUUACAGAGGAUCCAUUUCUUAGUAGUACAAUGUAUUAUGAUGAAAAAUGGGUGUACAAUCAAGAGAUUACAUUUAAAAAAUGGUUAAAUGCAUUAUUAUCUCCACCUGAGGACUUGAAUGCCGACGUGGAAACAAGUUGUGUUGACAUUGGCAAAGUAUGGCAAUCAUGUAAACUGCUGGAAAAUUCGAUUUUAGCUGAAACUAAAGAAGCUCUUUCAGCAAGAUAUCAUACUGAUUUACGUUUGAAUGCAUUACGAAAAGCUGCAAAUGCUAUGUAUCGCAAAAAAGAAAUAAUUCAUGUGUUAUCGCGUACAACCGUUUGUAUAGAAAAGGGAAUAUUGACUAUAAGAUUGGAUCGUGACUUGCAUAGAGAUAUUGGGUUACAAAAAGAAAUGCUGGAAUUAUUUUUAAGUUAUAAUCCAUUAUGGCUAAGAAUUGGAUUAGAAACCAUCUACGGUGAAAAUAUACCAUUACAUUCUAACAACGAUUUGGUUGGUCUUACGAGAUUUAUUCUCACAAGAUUCUUUACUGAUCCUUUUUUGAAAAAAAAUUAUCCAAAUGCUUAUCAUAGAAAACAGCAACAAACGGCAUUCAUAACUCAAAUGAAUAAAUUUAUGUUAAAGAAGUUUCUUUUUCUAGUUUACUUCUUAGAUUAUUCUAAGAUUAACAAACUUAUUCGCCACGAUCCAUGCUUAUUUCAUAAAAAGGCAAAUAUUAAAGAUAGCAGAGCCAUCCUGUUAGCUUUUUCUCGAGAAGUCUUAAGCGGUAUUGGUGAUCUUACUAAGGUUUUGAGAUCAUAUGAAUAUGUUGUCUCAUAUAAGCAAACGUAUUUAGAUGAGUUUGAUUAUGCUGUAACAAGUAUUCAAAAUGAUUUACGAGAUGGUGUCAGACUCUGUCGAGUUAUGGAAUUAAUCAGUGGACGAUCGGACUUAACACGCCAGUGUAGAAUGCCAACGAUUUCACGUUUACAAAAGAUACACAAUGUUGAUAUUGCUUUGAAAGCACUUUUGCAAUGUAGCUAUGCUUUAACUGGUAACAUUGAUGCAAGAAGUAUUGCUGAUGGACAUAAGGAGAAAACAUUAUCGUUAUUAUGGCAAAUUAUAUACAAAUAUCAAGCACCAAGAUUCGAAAAAGCUGCACGAUGUAUACAAAACUGGUGGCGUGCUGUACUAUGGUAUGUUCGUAUAAGGAAUUAUACACGAACAUAUAAAAAUAAUGCAGCCUGUAUUAUACAGCGAGCAUGGAGAAGAGCAUUGAUCAGAAGAAAACUAAUCUUUUUAAGAGAUGAAUAUAUAAGAGAAUUACAAAAAAAAGAAAAGUCUGUUAGAUUCUUACAGAACAUAUGGAGACAUUCAAUACGUGGAAUUCGCGAUCGUAAAAGAUUUUUACACAUUAGGUCGGCUACAAUAAAAUUGCAAAGAUGGUGGAAACGAAUACACGAGUGUAAACUAGAUGUUCAAGAUUUUCACAAUAAACGGUAUGCUUCGAUCGUUAUACAGAGACAGUGGCGAGCGUUAAAAGAAAUGAGAGUACAGAGAGUGACUUAUAUUAACAUGAGAAUUGCAUGUAUUGUGAUUCAAACAUAUUGGCGAGCAACUCUUUUAAUGAAAUUUGACCGUAUGAAUUAUAUAAAAUACAAAAAUACUGUUGUUUUCAUUCAGAAUAGAUGGAAAUUUAAAAAAAUGUAUGAUAAAAUGAAGAAAGAACAAUGUAAAGAAUUAAAGGCUAUUCGUACAAUAGAAAUAUGGUGGAAAAGUAUUUUAAUUAUGAGACAUGAAAGAAAUAAUUUCGUGAUUAUGAAAGACGCUGUCAGUACAAUUGAGAGAUGGUGGAUAGUUGUUCUACAACAAAAAAAAUAUCAAACUCUAUGCAGAUCAACUGUUAUUAUUCAAAAGUAUUGGAGGAAAACAUUAGCGAGAAAUGAAUAUUUAAAAAAAAAGAUAGCUGUUGUGAAAAUAGAAGCAUGGUAUAAGUGUAUUACGGUAGAAAGAGUUUUUCAUAGAAAUAUUUUAAAAAUGAAAAAUGCUGCAAUAUGUAUACAACAUUGGUGGAAAAAUAUUAAUAUUACUCAAAAGCAACGAAAUAAUUAUUUAGAACUUCGCAAAGCAACAAUGUCAUUGCAAAAAUGGUGGCGUGCGAUAAUUCUUUCCCGAUCAAUUAGACAACAAUAUCUAUCUAAAAAAAGAGCGUGUAUAGUAAUUCAGGCUUGGUGGAGAAUGAUCAAAACUAAACAACAAUACAAGUAUUUAUUACAUAAACGGAACGUAGCAGCCAUUGUAUUACAAAGAAAAUGGCGUUCUAUAUUGAUAAUGAGACAAGAACAAAGAGAAUAUAAAAAAUUGAAAUUAUGUAUAAUAAAAGUACAAAAACGUUGGCGGGCUUUGCAAAAGGCUAAAAAAGAACAUUAUAGAUUCCGUGUUCUGAAAUCUGCUACUAUUUAUAUCCAACUUUUAUAUAGAGCUAAUAAAAUUAGUUGUCAUAUUAGACAAUGGUAUAUCCGUUUGCGACAAAGUACAAUCGUUAUACAAUCAUAUUGGAGAAUGAAAGUAGCACGCAAAAGAUUCAUUACCGAAAAACAAGCAGUUUUAACAAUACAAGCUCAUUGGCGAGCGUAUGUUAUAGGCAAAAAAGUUCAUUCAGAUUAUGAACUAUUGAAAUUUGUAACAAUUAAAAUACAGCGUCGUUAUAGAUCAGAUAAAAUUAGCAGAAAAUUUGCUCAGGAAUAUGAUGCUUUAAAAAAAGCUACUAUAUGGCUGCAAGUUAAGUGGCGGGCUAAAUUAACAGCAAGAGCACAAAGAAACGAAUUAAAAAUGUAUCACUCUGCUGCUAAAACAAUUCAAAACUGGUGGUGGCAAAUGUUAUUUGUAAAAAGCUGUAAAUUUAUUGAUUUUAAAGAUAAAAACGAAGGACAAAAUCUUUUACAAUUUACUGUGCGACAAAUGUACCGUAAUAUAAUAAUUUCAGUUAUAAAAAUUCAAAGAUGGUGGAGAAAUAUACGUGAAAAACGUUUAUAUUAUGAAAAACGAAUUCGUGCAGUUAGUAUAAUUGAAAAAUGGUGGAUUAUUAUCUUAAGAACUAAAAAGGAAACAUUAGCAGCUACAAUUAUACAGGCUGCAUGGAAAGGGUAUCGAAUACGGCAAAAAGAAUCCGUCCAUAUGUCAGAAGUACGGCAAAGAUUAAAAACAGCCACAAUAACAGCGUCACCACAUGCAACAUUAGCACAUCGUUAUCAACAAUCAAUUGAUGUACUUAAAAAAUUCAACAAGAUUGGUCAGCUCUCAAUGUGUCUUGCUUCAUUAGGUCUGAUAACUAGAUUAUCACCAAAGGAGUGCAUUACUUUAUGUGAGUAUAACUUGGUUGACAAUAUUUAUGAAACAUAUAUUAGAAGUAAUAGAUCAUUACCUUGGGCAAUAGUCUGUUUAAGAGCAACAGAUAUACUUAUUACACUUGCUAAGUUUCCACCAACAAGGAGUUAUGUCUGUAUGCCAAGACAUGCAUUACCAACAGUAAAACUAUUACAUGAUAAAUUGGAUCAUGAAGAAUUAUCUUUACAUGUAGCAACACUAAUGUGGUUACUCAUAAAUGAGGAAGAAUAUAAGAAGGCACUUACAACAUGUUCACAGUCUAUCUGGUUAUUAAAUUCUAUAUAUAAAAAGAUUAUUAAAGGAAAAGACAAGCUCACACAUUAUUCAGAAAUGUUAAGAAAGCAAACUAACUUACUUCCAAGUUGUAAACCUGAUUGGUCACUUUUCCAUAAACAACUUCGUAUAUUUACAACUAUUGAGAAUGCUAUAACAGCAAUACUUGAACAACUGGACAUAAAAGAAUAUUUAUCUUGAAACAGAAUACAUAUAAAUAAAAAUACAAAUAUGUGCUAGAUUACCAAUAAGUGAAACUUUCAUUUCUCAUGAACUGUCAUAUCUCUCCUAUGUUGAUAAUUUGUUAAUGUAAAAUAAGACUUUAUUUUAUAGUUUUUAGCAAAAUGUAAGAUUUUAAGUGUAAAUUUAAUAUUAGAUAAACUUGAUGAAAUUACUCUAUUAAUCUUAUAUGUUAAUGGUCACAUAAAUGUAGAAAUACCAUUUGUUGUUUUUAAAUAGAUUUUUAGAAACAAAGAUCAAUUUGUAAAUUAUUUAUAUCUGUGAAAGAUUAUCUGCAGAAAUUCUAUAUAUAUAUAUCGAAAUUAUGUUUUAUUGGAAAUAAAAAUGUAAAUAAAUAUUGAUAUAAACAUGUGUAAGUGUAGUUCAUUGAGGAGAAAUAAAUGUCAAAAUUGUCAAAAUUUUUAAAGUAA
Molecule: messenger RNA, 6524 nt
Organism: Vespa mandarinia (Asian giant hornet)
Lineage: Eukaryota; Metazoa; Arthropoda; Insecta; Hymenoptera; Vespidae
Biological process (GO): establishment of meiotic spindle localization; mitotic cell cycle; spindle organization
Cellular component (GO): spindle pole
Molecular function (GO): calmodulin binding
Source: RefSeq, a predicted model, not a curated record